This is a messenger RNA of Suillus bovinus, 927 nucleotides long. RefSeq lists its product as uncharacterized. The record is from RefSeq and is a predicted model, not a curated record. The coding region runs from base 91 to 864 and encodes 257 amino acids. Lineage: Eukaryota; Fungi; Basidiomycota; Agaricomycetes; Boletales; Suillaceae. The transcript is spliced from 12 exons.
AACUGUGAUUUGGGUCUAUGACUAUAUCAUUACAUUCAAAGAUGAGGUGCACUAUCUCAGAUUAUUGCUAUCUUUGCGAUUCUGAGCCAGAUGAUUUUGAAGCUGGCCUAUCUGCACAAGUCGAGGUGGGGGAAGGUCAAGAUACUGUAUCUGGUGUGUCGCUAUCUGCCAUUUUGGCUGUUGGCGGUAGCUACCAAACAGCAAUGCCAGACAUACUUCCAGAUAAACUCAUGGCUUGAGGGAAUCACGCUGAUAGCUGCGGAAUGGAUGUUCAUAUUGAGAACGUACGCCAUCUGGGGAAGAAGCAAGAGGAUAUUGAUCAUUCUCUUGUCUUCCUUCGUCGCAAUUUUGAUCCCAGUCAUUUAUAUCUUGACUAGCUUUGGCAACUCAGUGAUAAUAUCUAAACCUCCAAUACCCAACAUCACCAGCUGUUAUAAUGUCGGCGAAAGUUGCAUCAUUGUUGCAGCCUAUGUUUUACUAGUAGUCGGCGAAUUUGAAAUUCUGUUUUUCACGUUGUACUGUUCAAUCAAGCAUUACAAAAAUCAUGCAAACCAACAUCGCUUGCUCAAUAUUCUCAUUCAGCACAACAUAUUCUAUUUCAUCUGCGGACUUUUCUUUUCGCUUCUUGUCAUCCUGACAAUAGGGCUUCUUCCUGAUGUGUACGGUGAUAUGACUUCAAACCUCCAGGUCACUGUACACGCCCUGCUCGUUACAAGAAUGCAUCUGCUGCUCUGGAAGUCGGAUCAUGCACAGAGGGCCGUCCUUGGUGACGAUAUAGCCCUGGAUGUAUUAGAUCAAGCUUCUAGAAGUUGCAAUGAGGAUCGGUACAGAAAUGUUUUGGACAUUCGACCUGGUCCCCAUUAGGUUCCAACAAUUAUAAGUAAUUAGUUACAUUCAACAUCACGUGCACGUGUCAGUCACGCGUCC